Molecule: messenger RNA, 3510 nt
Organism: Mercenaria mercenaria
Lineage: Eukaryota; Metazoa; Mollusca; Bivalvia; Venerida; Veneridae
Exons: 2
Coding region: 441-1436 (331 amino acids)
Source: RefSeq, a predicted model, not a curated record
AUGUUAUGUAUUAUUAAUACAACAUCAGAGGCUGUCAUUCGAGCAGCCAGAAGACCGUGGAAAGUAUCAAUUAUUAAUUAGGACAAUAAUACAAGGGAGAAGAACAAGCUGUUCCAGAAAAAAAGGCUGAAAGACAAAAAGGCAGGAAGAGGUGAAGCAAAAUUCCACAAACAAAAACAAACGUUUUGAAGUUGCUUUUAAUGAAAAAGGAUCACAAGUUACCAUGGGGAAUUUUAAGUGACUCUGUCACAUCACUCAAAGUAAAACUUUUACUGAUAUGAUAAUGUAACAUCAAGUGGGGAGUAUACUGGAAAUAGAGUUUUAAACCAUCCCAUGACAAACUGGAUCUAGAAAAAAAAGAAUCUACAUAUAUGUACUAAACUACUAAACUAUUUAAAUGUUUUGUAGCAUAAAAUAAUAGUGGAGAGAAAAAAAAUCUGAUGAAAAUGCACAAAGAUUCAGAUAGACAAAUGGAUGUACAUGAUCAAAGUCACAAAAACAUGUCGGAUAAUAUUACGAGCACAACUGAACAAGAAAAACUUGUGCUAAACGACAAAAACAACCUUGAGACUGCAAACACUUUCAAAAAUGUCUUCGAGUCGACGCUUUUUACAGGAAACAACAUUUAUUUCUUGUCAUUUGCCAGCUUUGCCAUGAUAAUAAUAGCAAUCGUCACGUUUAUUCGUCAUCGCCAGCAAAAGUUUGCUGCCGAGCAGAAAGAGCUGGAUUACUUGCGCUACUUUCACUCAGUUUUACCUCAUAGUCAAAUCUACGGAAAUCUGAGUGACAAGUUUACAAAAAUGGACAAGCGAAAAAAUUCAAAGAAAAGCAAAAGUUUUAGAGCUGACAGAGUUGAAGACAUUUGUGAUGCUGAUAUCAAACUGAAUGGAUUUACGUCGAUAUAUAGACGGUUUAGGUAUUCGCAAUACACUUCUAGGACUUUAUCGAAAGAUUCCAGUAAUGACAACGACGAACCAAGGUCUUUCGAUGAAACAGAAAUGAUAAAUACGGAAUUAAAACCAGAUGUUGAAAUAUAUGAAAAUGGUCAAGUAACUAAAAUUACUGCUGAUGCUAAUGUUGCAAACACUGGCAACGUCUGUCAGAAAUUUAAUUUUGCCAUAAAAACUGAUAAUAUGCAAGAUACUACUGUUGAGAUUGAGGAAUCAGACAAAGAUAUGACUUCGAAAUCAAACGAUCUCACAAAAGAUAGCAGAGAUAAGUCAGGUGAAAAACUUGUGCAAAAAAGUAAAACAAAUAGCUCAAAUAACAGGGUUCAUUUCAAUUUAGAAUGUGAUGAAAAAAUUCAGGAAACAGAAACGCAUUCUCAAACUCGGCAUGUGGCACUUAAAGAUAUUAAUAUCACCAGCAGUGAUGAAGCAAGCCUCAAGAGGUUACUGAUGGAAAACAUGGACAAUAUGCAAGUGACUGCAUUGUAGCCUACAAGGAAACAUGGGGGUUUUUUUUUGGAAAAAAAACUGACAGCAAAAUAUGCAAAAGCAGGACAUGUAAAUUUCAAUAAUGAACAUAAUUAUGCAAAUUGCUCUUACACAUGGUACAGUUGUGUAGCAUCUUUUACCAGAGACUAUGCUAGUUAUUCCCAAAGGAAGGCAAGUGAUUCAUUUGUCUUCAACAGAGAAUACAUCUGUAUGUUAUUCUCAAUUACUUAGAGGCAGUGUUAAUAAGGUGCAGCCUCUGUCACAGAAACAAUAUGAAAGUUUUCUUUACUGCAGUGACUGUGUAGUGUUUUAGCAGAGAAAGAAAAAGCAUGACAAAUUUUGAAACAUAAUUGCAGAGAAUACUGUGAAAUCAUUAAUAUUCGUGGGGAACUAAUUUUCGUGGAUUUAGUGGUCAAGUCAAUCCACGAAAUUUAAUCCCAACGAACAAAAAAAAUCCCAUUCACUUCAUGUUAGAAGGUUGAAAUCCACGAAUUCAUAUCCCCACGAAAUUGCCAUUUUGACCAAAACCACAAAAUUUCAUGCCCACGAAAUUUAAUGAUUUUACAGUAGUCUUAAAUAAAAAAAAAGAACCAUUGAAAUCAGUCUGUAAGAAUGGAUCUGAAGCAGCUCAAACAGUGAAAAUAUAAAUUCAUUCUCAGUGUCACAAACAGAAAAAGAAGAGGCAGCAAGAAAACAUCAGUGUAGUGUUUGUUACUGAAAAAAACAUGCAAAAUUCACAGGCAUUUAACGCUAGUGUAGUGUCUCCUACUACAAUUAUAAUUAUUCACAGGCAUGGAAGCCUGAAAAAGCCUGAAAAAAGGAAUGUGUGAAUAAAUUUACAAGUAUAGCAUUUUCAUGUGGCAAGCUAACUUUCUCUAAAACAGUAUUUUCUCUAAAACAGUGAUUUCAUCUAUAAAACAGUGACUUUAAUCUAGACAAUAGUGAUUUCAUAGUUAAUACAGGCAGUUUCAUAGCUAAUACAGGCAGUGUAGUGUCUCUAACAAACAAAAUGUGUUAGUGUACCUUGAGCACAUGUAGCUGGUGCAACACAGUUGUUGUGUCUCUAAGGAAGAAAAUGUGCUAAAUACACUUGUAAGCAUGCAAGCAGUAUCAGUGUCUCUUUCACAGAAACGUAUGCAAUAUAUUAGCAAGGAGUGUACAUAUUGUCUCUAACAGAAAAGAUGUACAAGCACUGAUUUUUUUGUGUGUGGAUUUUUUUAAAACAACCUGCAGCUUCCUGUAGGGAAGAUAUUGCUCUAGAAAUACACAAAAGAGGACAAUCCAAACUUUGAAACUAGAUAUUAGAUUUUCAAUAAGCACAGCGCCAAUUUGCAUGAGCUGAGGCCAAUGUACUUUUGAACUUGGACAUAUGAUGAAAUGUAAACACAGAAAGCAUGACAUUGAUAACAGUUGCUCAAGUUGUAAAUUUGAACCAAUGUGGGGGUAACUGGAGUUGAAAAAUACAUAAAUGCCUACUUUCAUAAAAUUAUUUACUACGCAUAUUACAUGUAUCCCAAGGGAUCUUCUUUAGGGAAAAAUUAUAAGAACAAUUUCAAGAGAAAAUACGUUAUUUUCGGCUUGGGGAAACAGCCUAUAUUCAGCUAUAAGAAUAGCAAAAUAGACAUUGUUAUACAUAAACAUCUAACAGAGGAAUGAGAGUUUAUAGCUUCUAACAUAAAAAUGCUAAAAGGUCUUGAAAUACUGUUAAAAACAAAGUGGCAACAUAGUGUCUCAAAUGAAACACAUACAUUAUGGUUAAGAAGUGACGUGUCUGUCUCGAAAGAAACAGAUUGAAAUUUCCUAUCCACUGAACAGUUAGGGAAGUCCAAAACAAAAUAUCAAUGACGAAAAAACAAUAAACAACGAAUAUAUACAAGUGCAUAAUUUAUGUAAGGGGGAAAAGUGUUGUUUAAACAAAGGGUUACUUCUUUUGUAAUUUAUGUGAUUGUAUUAUUUAUUUAUAUUUAAUUUUAAUCAGUGGUUUUGUUGUUAUUAUUCAAGUGUUUUUUUCUGUCUAUGAAUUUAUACACUCAUCAUUCAUUCAAGUUCAGACUGUUGUUAGUAUCCUUUAAUU